GAUACAUAAACCCUAAAUCGAGAACCUCCCAGAAUCUUAAGACGACGACGGAAGAGAUGAGUAAAUCGUCAACAGAGUCUCCGACAACGACGACGUCGUUUUGUUCGUUACCGUUCGACGUCAUUCUCAAUUGUCUGGCUCGUAUCUCGAGAUUCCAUUAUCCAACUCUAUCUCUCGUCUCCAAGGGUUUCCGAUCUCUCAUCGCUUCUCCUGAGCUCGAGACGACACGAUCCCGCAUGGGAAUAACAGGGGAUCACCUCUGUUUCUUCUUAGACCUGAAUAAGAAAAACCCUAAUCCUCGCUGGUUCCUAGUUUCCCCGAUUCCCACACAGAAAUCGAAACCCAUCCCUUCGUUUCCUCAUCAAUAUCCCAAAUCCUCAACCAUUGUCUCAAAUGGUUCAAAGAUUUACAUAAUCGGAGGGUUUGUCAGGAGAAAGAGAAGCAAGAGAGUGUUGAUACUCGAUUGUCGAUCUCAACAAUGCCGUAGACUCCCCAAUGCGUCUACCUCGAGUUUCUCCAGCCGCUGAUGUAAUCGCCGGUAAGAUCUAUGUGAUUGGCGGUUACGAGUCGAACAAUAUCGAUGACUGGGGAGAGGUUUAUGACCCAAAGACCCAAAC
Messenger RNA from Arabidopsis lyrata subsp. lyrata, 617 nucleotides. RefSeq names its product putative F-box/kelch-repeat protein At5g03000. The record is from RefSeq and is a predicted model, not a curated record. Lineage: Eukaryota; Viridiplantae; Streptophyta; Magnoliopsida; Brassicales; Brassicaceae. Gene Ontology annotation, molecular function: protein binding.